This is a messenger RNA of Drosophila teissieri, 3680 nucleotides long. RefSeq lists its product as uncharacterized. The transcript has 5 exons. The coding region runs from base 91 to 3609 and encodes 1172 amino acids. Gene Ontology annotation, cellular component: nucleus. The record is from RefSeq and is a predicted model, not a curated record. NCBI's taxonomy places the organism in Eukaryota, Metazoa, Arthropoda, Insecta, Diptera, Drosophilidae.
GAAUGUCAAAUUUGAAUACACGUGCGAGUUGUUUCUAACGAAGUUUAUUUUAUUUAAUGAUUUUUAUUUGAUAUAUUGCUAUAUAAAAUCAUGCCGGCAGCAGUGGCCACAGGAGUGCAAUUCGGUGGACCGUCCAAAAAUAAAAAAAUAGUGUUCGACGACUCCGGCGAGGCGGUAGUUAAACAAAACAAAAAGGAGCACCCACAUAAGCCACAAUUUCAAGGCAAGGAACAGGUGAAAAAGCCGCAGAAAAAUAAAUUUGGAGAGAAUGGAAAAUCAGCGGGUGGUAAAUCCUUUACUAGAAACCACCAAAAGCCUGAUUUUGCAAAUAAGCCACAGAAAGUAAAGUUUGGUAAUGAUGGAGAACAAGUAGCUUCCAAAUCGUUCAACCAAAAUCAUAAAAAUGGUCCAAAACCACAGAAAAUCAAAUUUGGAGAGGAUGGAGAAGCUGUAGCUCAAAAACCAUUCAACAAAAACAACUUUAAACAUAACGGUCAAAAGUCGGACUUUGCUAAUAAACCUCAAAAAAUAAAGUUUACUGAUGAUGGAGAAGAUGAAGUAACUCCAAAUUCUUUCAACAAAAAGACGGAACCGGUCAAGAAGUCGCAAAAAAUCAAGUUUGGAGAUGACGGAGAGUCCACGGAGAACUUAAAAAAGCCUCAACGAAUCAAGUUUGAUGAGGAUGGAGCUGGAAAAAAUGUAUCCGAUAGCGAUGGGGACAGUGACGAGGAAUUUGGGGACUCCAUUUCCAAGAAGCACAACAAAUAUCAGUCAAAAAUAGAUGAAGACGAGGAGUCCCAAAAGAAGUGGUAUCAUGUGCAUCCCGACUAUCCCUCUACCGAUGAGGUGCUGGACAUGAAGGAGAACGAUCAGCUGGAGCUCUACAAUCUCUGCAAGAAUUCCUUUGAGGCGGAGAAGACAACUUUUAAUAAACGCAAUCCAUCGGAUGCCCGCUGGUUGCAAACCGCUCUGCACAAGGGUACAGCAAAGGAUCGGGCCAAUGCGGGAGCCCUUUUGGUGACGAGCAAUCCACUAGGCAACUUGGAAGCAUUGACCACUUUAAUUGGCUUCUGUAAGAUCUCCAACAAGGCCAGUAAUGAUGUGAUAGCAGUGCUCACGGAUUUGUGGCAGGAGGUGCUCCUCCCACCAAACAGAAAACUCCUGGCGGUGCACACACGUGGUGCUGAUUGGAAAAAGCUGAAGAAGGAUGAGAAUUUGCACAACGAACAGAAGCGACGCAUUUACGCGUACUGGCAUUUCGAAAGCGAGUUAAAGGACCAGUACCACGAGUUUUUGAAGAACGUGAUGCAGGGCUUACAGACUGGGCAGGAACACAAUAAGAACUCCUCUAUUGUGACUGCCGCCAGGUUGCUGGCUUAUGCUCCCGAAAAAGAACAGCUCCUGCUAACCAUGCUGGUGAACAAACUGGGCGACCCCAUCGCCAAGAUUGCCUCCAAAGCGUUGCAUCACCUCAGCGAGGUGGCCCAGAAACACCCCAACAUGUGCGGUGUUAUUGUUGCCGAAGCAGAAAAGCUACUUUUCCGUAACAACAUUUCCGAGCGAGCGCAGCACUUUGCACUGUGCUUCCUCUCGAGCAUCGCACCCUCUGGCCGGCCCGAAGUUUGCACCAAGUUGGUCAACAUAUGCUUUGCCCUCUUCAAGGUUCUUGUCCAGAAGGGAGCCGUAAAUAAUAGGACCAUGCAGGCCAUUCUGCGAUGCCUGCAAAAGGCUAUCGUGGAGGCUAAGCCGGCAAAGGAUAGCAACGGAGAGUUACUCACCAAGGAAAUGCAGGACACCAUCUACCGCUUGGUGCACUUGGCAGACAUCAGAGUCGCUGUACAGACACUCGGUCUGCUGCUGCAACUGGUUGCAGUUAAAACUGAGAAAUCGGAUCGGUUUUAUAAUGCUUUGUACGUAAAGCUGCUGGAUUUGAACCUCAUUAAUGUGGGUAGUAAAACGGCGGCUCAUCUACUGCAUAUUGUACAUCGUGCCAUCCACAUCGACAAUCAUGUGGCCAGGGCCCAGGCAUUCGUAAAGCGCCUCCUGCAGUUGACGUUAUACGCUCCUCCCCACAUUGCAGCUGGUUGUUUAAUCGUCAUCCACAAGUUGCUGCGCAUGCGCCGUGAGCUUAUUGGCGGCACCGGAGCUUCAGAGGAAGUGGAAGAAGGAUCCAAAGUUGUCCUACCAGUUGGCGCGGAUCUGGACAAGUUCGGCAGCGACGAUGAGGAAGUUUACGAGGAUGUCAAAGAGGAGGCAGAUGAUACAAAAGGCUCCAAUCCGUUGGAAGAGAAGGCAGAGGAUGGUGUCAAACCAAAUGCAUCCUCCUGGCACCAUGCCAGUGUGGCUGCCACAGAGGCCAAGGUGCGGGAUAUUGAUUCCUGCAAGUACGAUCCGUACCAUCGAGUGCCCGCUUUUGCAGGAGCUGCUUAUACACUCCGCUACGAACUAUUGUUGCUGCGGCAACACUACCAUCCCACCGUUCAGGUCUUUGCCGAACAGAUCCUUCAGCAAUCACGCAUUGAUUACUAUGGUGAUCCGCUCAGAGAUUUCGGACUGCCACACUUUUUGGAGCGUUUCGCCUUCAAGAAUCCGAAAAAGCUGGAAGCACAGGCAGCGGAAAGUGCUACCGUGGCACACAAACGAUACAUGGCUCACGGGGCGCGAGGAAGACCAGUAAAAUCACUGACAAAGGCCAACUGCACCGAGGACGAGAUGUUCAUCUUCAACUUCUUAGAGCAUAAACGCAAACAGGCGGAAAUUGUGGCGCAGAACAAGAAGCAGAAGGAGGUAAAGAAGGACGCCCCAGAAGAUGGAGACGAUGGCGAGGCUGGGGAGGAAUACCUGAAAGAGGGCGAAGUAGAUGACGAUGAGUUCGAGGCCUAUUUGGAUGGGUAUUUCGGCAAGAAGUUCAAGGAAGGUGCCGACGAGGAGGAGGGUGAAGAGGAGCUAAACUUCCUGCAGGAGCUAGGCGGCGAGAUGAAAAAGAAUAAGGCCAAGGACAAGAAGAAGAAACAGUCCGACAAGGCGGAGGAUGAUAUGGAUGAUAUAGAUGACGACUGGGGUGAUGACGACUUGGCAGAAGAUGAGGACGAAGAAAUGGAAGGCGAAGAUCAGUCCGAUGAUGAAACGGGUUCAAUUGAUUUGGAGCCACUUGAUGACGACGACGAUGACGAUGAUGAUGAUGAUGAUGAUGAGGGCUCGAUUUCAGAAGGCGGCCCUGACGACAGUGAUUCAAGUGAUGCUCCUGAAAGUCCAGACGAGGAGGAUGACGACGAAGAUGCACCACCGCGAUCCAAAAAAUCCCGCAAAGACUCCACCGACAUGGUGGGAGGACGAACUUUUGCCAAAACACUCAAACAGAGUCACGAUAUGUCCUCUCUGUUUGCUGCCGCCGAUGACUUUUCUUCGCUGCUGGAGGAGACGGCCAAGGUUAAGGGUCAGGGAACCAGCAAUGCCGUUUUCAACAAGGACAAGUCCUCCGACAAACAAUUGAAAUGGGAAGAAAAUCGACGAUCGAACUCCAAAUCCUACAAGGGCAAGAAGUUUGCCGGCAAACCAGCGGCCAAAGGUGGCAGACCACAGAAGGCGGGCAAGAAGCGGAAACACUAAACUAAACUCGAUUAUCAAACUCUAAUCCAUGUAAAUGGUUAGAUUUGUAAAUAAAAACCAAUUACAAUCAA